This is a messenger RNA of Aphanomyces astaci, 2544 nucleotides long. RefSeq lists its product as hypothetical. The coding region runs from base 6 to 2381 and encodes 791 amino acids. The transcript has 5 exons. Lineage: Eukaryota; Oomycota; Saprolegniomycetes; Saprolegniales; Verrucalvaceae. The record is from RefSeq and is a predicted model, not a curated record. Gene Ontology annotation, biological process: microtubule-based movement. Gene Ontology annotation, molecular function: ATP binding; microtubule motor activity; microtubule binding.
GCAAAAUGAGCCGGAAUAUUGCCUUCUCGCGGCCGGCGACAUACAACCCCAGUUUGGUGAAGAAAGGGUCGACCGUUGAUGACGACGAGGAUGCAGCAAGGCGCCAGCAGCUCAAGGAAGAGCUUGGACUGACAGAAGACGACGACGACGAUGGCGGCGAGUCUUGCCGUCGCAGCGGCGGUGGCGCGUCGGACGAGUGGCGCCAGCGUUGCGACGAUGCCAUGGCCAAGCUCAAGAUUGCGUUGGCGAACGAAGAGAAGGCACAGAGCUCGUUGAGCAAGCUACAACUGCUGAGCAAGUCCCAAACGGCAAUCUUGAAAUCGACCUUUGACAAGAAACUCAAAUCCAAAGAAACGAUCGUGCUCGACUUGCUGCAAGUGAUUUCGGACCACGAGUCCAAGCUCCAAAAGAGCGGCAUCCCGUUCGACGCGUUCGAAGGCCCGAUUAAGGAAGACGUAACGGCAACAGUAGGUCCGGAUGCCACCGUGGACGCGUUCGCGACCCUCAAGGCGCAAGUUGACUCGCUCACCGACGAAAAUGUCAGUCUUCGCUCGAAACUGACCAGCGCGACCGCCUUCCCGGCCACGACAAGUGCCACCGGCAACCCCAAACUUGAAAAAGACUCGCCGCAACUUCUCAAAAAAAUCGCCACAUUGGAGAACGAAAAGCAGAGCUUGCUGCAACUGCUCAAGGACGCGCAGUUGAAACUGAGUGCGCAAAAGGCAGCCAAACCGACGUCGUCGGGGGACGCCACUCCACCCCCUGCACCACCUUCCGUCGUCAAUACCGACGAAUUCAAGGACCUGGAGCGUAAGCUGGCCAAAGCCGAGGGGGACCUGAAAAAAGCUAGCCAAAAGUCGGAAGCGGCGGAGAAGGAGUUGGCGACACUCAAGUCGAGCGACACAUCGUCCACGGACAAGAUCAAGUUGGCCGAGGCUGAGGCGCAGCUGACCGCCACAACCGCCAAGAUGACCGACAUGAAGAUGGAGCUAGAAGCGUCGUUCCAAGCCAAACACGACAAGCUCAAGCAGGCGGCGGAGGCGGACUUGGCCAAGUUGAAGGACCAGGCGAAGAAGUCGAUCCUGGAUCUACGCAAGAAGCUCGAGACGACGUCACGGUCCAGCGCCGACGUGAACGCGCGGCUCGCCAAGGCCAAGAGUGACAUCACCAAGCACAAGGUGGAGCUCAAGGCGUUGCGGGGGGACGUGGGGGCGCUGAUGACGACGCUGGGGGCGGCAGCCAAGGACAUGGCGGGCAAGAUCGAGGGGCGCGUGCGGGCGCAGACGGACGCGCUGGCCGGCGUCGUGGAAAAUUACAAACGCGAGAUGAAGGAGCGCAAGAGGCUGUUCAACAUGGUGCAGGAGCUGCAAGGCAACAUCCGCGUGCUGUGCCGGUUCCGUCCGAUCUCCAAGAGCGAGACGGCCAACGGCAGCAAAGUUGUGACGAAAUUCACAGGCCACGAAGAAGUGUCGCUAGUGGGGGACAAGGGUAAGAGCAAGGCGUACGAGUUCGAACACGUGUUUGACAUGGCGUCGACCCAGGACCAAGUGUUUGCCCAAGUCAAGCCAUUGAUUACGUCCGUGAUGGACGGGUUCAACGUGUGCAUCUUUGCAUACGGCCAAACCGGGUCGGGGAAGACGUUUACCAUGUCUGGAUCGGCCGACAACCCCGGCAUCAACCCCCGCGCGUUGACCGAAUUGUUUGCGCUCAAGGACAGUCGAGCGAAAGAGUACAGCGACGACAUCAACGUCAGCAUUAUGGAAAUCUACAACGAAGUCAUCCGAGAUCUACUGGCCGACAACGCCGCCAGCACGAACCUGUCAGUGCGACAAGGCACCAACGGCAACUUUGUGCAGGGCCUGACCAUGGUUCCAGUGAAAGAAGCGGCCGACGUGUUCGGGUUAAUCUCCAAAGGCAACCAGAAUCGGUCCACCCACGCCACCGACAUGAACGAGCACAGUAGUCGCAGUCACUCGAUCCUGUCCAUCUACGUCAAGAGUGUCAAUUUGGCCACAAACACCGUCGCAAACGGCAAGCUGCACUUGGUCGACUUGGCCGGGUCCGAGCGGCUCUCCAAGACGGGUGCCGAAGGGCUGCGGUUGAAGGAGGCGCAAAACAUCAACCAGUCCCUGUCCACGCUGGGCAACGUCAUCCAAGCGCGCGCCAACAAGCAGAAGCAUGUGCCGUACCGCGACUCGUCGCUCACGUACCUGCUGCAGGACUCCCUCGGCGGCGAUUCCAAGACGCUCAUGGUCGCGUGCUCGUCGCCAGUCGACUACAACGCUGAAGAGUCAUUUUGCACACUUAACUUCGCCAGUCGCGCGAGGUGCGUGGAAAUGGGAAAAGCCACCAAACACGUGGCAAAGGCAACCAAAGAGUAGUGUGUGUGGCAUUUCGUAAAGCACAACCAAAUGCACGUGAAAACAAUGCUGCACUUUGAUGUGAUCGCAAAGUAUACAUGUCAUUGCUGCGGUCGACAUCGUCGGAAGAAUCGCGUGGCUCGUUCGUGUUGUGUGUCAAUUGAUCUUAAUGCUAACGUUAUUG